UUCUCCAUUUUUUUUCUCCCAAACGGACAUAAUACCCUGUAGGAACUGGGUUGUGUGAGUGCACAGGGAGACCACUAACCGGCACCGGCUUACAGGCAGAGGGGGAACUGCAGGGAACUGCCUACACACACACACACACACACACACAGACAAACUUUGAGAGGAAACCACAGCGUAAACACACCAAAAAACAAACUGGCAAGCAGACUCCACACAGUGGGAUAAAACCUCAAAGAGCAGGAUUCACUGAGAAGAGGAGAACCAGAGGAGAAGGAAAGGCAGAAAGGGGAAAGAGGCGAGAGGAGUUAAGGAGAAAGGGCCAUGGCAGGCACUCAGGUCCGGCUGCUGCUGGCCUGCCUGCUGCUGCUGCUGCUGGACACCGGCUCAGGGAACGCCCGCAGGCUCAGGAGGAGAGGACUCAGCCAGAAGGACUACGAGUAUCCCAGCCAGUCCCAGUCCACUCAGUAUCAGAAGAAUGACCGGUGUCCACCCCCGCCACAGAUGCUGCCCGAGCGGGCAUGUGAGGUACCGGGCUGCCGCUCAGACUCCGAGUGUGAGAGACACAAACGUUGUUGCUACAAUGGCUGCAUCUACGCCUGCCUGGAGUCAGUUCAGCCUCCACCUGUGCUGGAUUGGUUGGUGCAGCCAAAACCACGGUGGCUGGGUGGAAAUGGCUGGCUCUUAGAUGGACCAGAGGAGGUUUUACAGGCUGAGGCGUGCAGCACUACAGAGGAUGGGGAUGAGCCCUUGCACUGUCCUACUGGGUAUGAAUGCCACAUCAUCAACCCUGGAAACCCCUCUGCUGGAGUACCCAACCGCGGCCAGUGUAUCAAGCAGCGUGGAAACUCAGAUGGUCGUAGCCUGAGGCACAAGUACUUCAAAGAUUACAAGGAUUACUUAGGCAGUAACUCCAACAAUGCAGUGAGCUACGAAAAACAUCACAAGCAUUUAGGAUGAAAAGCAGGUGACCUUUACAGCUCUACAGACUCCUUCCAACAGAACUUGGACUUUAAUAGCCAGCUUAACCAUCAACAAUCCAACAAAUCCAGCCUUUCUCUUCUCUUCAAACUGGUUAA
This is a messenger RNA of Colossoma macropomum (tambaqui), 1076 nucleotides long. It is a transcript of the gene wfdc1, whose product is annotated as WAP four-disulfide core domain 1. Bases 322 to 957 code for a protein of 211 amino acids. Gene Ontology annotation, cellular component: extracellular region. The record is from RefSeq and is a predicted model, not a curated record. Gene Ontology annotation, molecular function: peptidase inhibitor activity. Lineage: Eukaryota; Metazoa; Chordata; Actinopteri; Characiformes; Serrasalmidae. Gene Ontology annotation, biological process: regulation of cell growth. The transcript has 7 exons.